Molecule: messenger RNA, 2754 nt
Organism: Branchiostoma floridae (Florida lancelet)
Lineage: Eukaryota; Metazoa; Chordata; Leptocardii; Amphioxiformes; Branchiostomatidae
Product: laminin subunit alpha-5-like
Exons: 1
Coding region: 798-2729 (643 amino acids)
Source: RefSeq, a predicted model, not a curated record
ACAGUGAUUUUUCUUGGGUUGACUGUGAUUGCGGCAUCCUGUAAACAUUAUAACACCUGAAUCAGGCAGUCAUUAUUACCCCUUACUUCACCUUACGAGGAACACAUGUAAAAGAGAAAUUUAUUAAAGUGGGAGGAGUUCGGUGAUGCAAAAUAGUAGUAACAUAAGACAGAGGUUCCACAUGCUAACUUGCCGUUGUCUUACAUACCGGCCCAAAACGCCCUUCCAGAAUUCCACCAGCACCGCUGUCACUAGUGUAACGGUGAAGUUUACCAUAUCAGGAGUUCCCAAGUACCCCAAAUGAUAUCACUGUUAACGUUGCCACAUCAUUAGGACUGAAAAGCCACGUGACUCGAAUAAGCUACGUCCGUAAAUGAUCUGUCAAUAGGAUAUGACAAAAGCGGAACUUCCGUGUACUUAAAAUAAGCAACGUGACGUUCAAGUCCAAGGACUUCAAGUAUUCUAUUCUCCAAGGGCCUAAUCUACCUCCUCCAAAACAACGUCAUUAAAAAGAAUGGUCAAUACAUUUAGAUGUUAUAAUGCAGCGGUAUGCUAAUUAAAAAGUGAGCGAGCUUUCCUUUAAAAAGGUACUCUCUCAUGUUUUAACCCGACCAUGUUCCCGAGUGAAAAGGUUAGAAACCUUGCAUGCAGUGGCUCCCAGGACUAUUUGCUUUGCUUCAUCAACCAUGACUGACACAUGAUCUGUUUGUAGAAGUGCUGUUUGUCGAAGCGGAAGUCUAGAUAUAGAGCUUGCUUACUUGCUUUGCUUACUUUCUUUGCACAAUCGUGGCCGCAAUAUGGCAGUCAAAGGUAUCAUACUUCUGCUGGAUCUAUAUUUUCUACUUUGCCGGGCCGAUGAAGGCAUCAACUUCACUGUGUCUGUAUUUGAAAAUGCCAAGAUUGGAACAAGUGUUGUCAGUUUGCCGAAGAUGCUGGGAGAGGAGAAAGCGGAACUUCCGUGUGUGAUGUUGGACGGGGAUCGCUAUGGCCGCUUCUCUGUGAGUACGAACUGUACAGUUGUGGUGGCCAGGCCGCUGGACUGGUCAGUACAGUCGGAGUAUCUUUUAAAGCUUCGUGUCGGAGGGCUCCAGGACCCUGGUCACCAUGUCGUCAGGAUCAAAUUAAAUGUGAGAAACGUUUCGGGCUAUCCUCCUGUGUACAACGAGACGUGUGAAACACCGAUCAAUCUUACUGGGAACCGGUCUAAUGAAUUUCAAUUCAGUAUUUCGCUGAGUGCAGAAGCCGAGACAGCUGCCGGAGAUGUUGUUUCUUACGAGACGACAAUUAGCAAACCUUUUGAGAGAUGGAAAAUGGACGACAAUUCUAAGCUUGUAAUCACAACAGAUAACAACUGUCAGGUUCGUAUGGCAUUCGCAGUCCGUAAUCUUAAAGACGUAGCCUUUGAGUCAGGACAGUGGAAGAGGAGAGAGAAUUCGUACCAGGUCCUAUCAUGUCAUGCUGAAUCUGAUGACAUACUGUCAGAACUGUCAAUAGAGCUUUUCGAUCACAAAAAUCACCGGGAAGACUUGCGUUACUUAGAACAACAGAUCCCUCAGGCGAUAGAAAAACUUCAGAAUCCGAUUUUGAUAUGGUUACUUUCCUUUGCAUUUCCAACAAAAAGCAAAACGCGCUAUGUUUGCCAAUUUCUGACACUGCUGGAUCCAUUCGAAAUUUCCCAUAAACAAUUUGGAAGAAACGUCAUUGUGCAUGUUGAAACCCUAACAUUAGAUUUCACGCCGGUCGGAUGCGGUCCAGGUAAAUAUGGCAUUCUUUGUGAUCAGAUCUGCAUCUGUAAGAAUGGAGCCCGUUGCCAUGGCUUCAAUGGUGCCUGCAAAUGUACAGCUGGGUGGCAAGGUGUCGCCUGUGACAUUCCAAAGCCUGGUGUUUCUGUAACAACGAUACCUAGCGACCUUUCUGAUAUCUACAUUUCCGCUAACGUCACUGUUCACUGUCAAGUCCAUCACGUCAGUGCCACAAUGUUAGCAUUGCGACUUCCAGACGGAUCAGAGAUUGCUAGGAGUAAUGCUACUCGAUUAGAACAAACUCUUUUCAACCUACAGUCAAGAGACAAUGGUCCCUACAAGUGCCGGGCUUCCGACGCCGAUGGAAAUGUCUUCAAUGCAACCAUUGUACUUGACAUUGCCAAGUGUCCGCCCAAUAGAAAAGGCGAGCUUUGUGACGAAGCUUGCGACUGCCUCCAAGGCGCGACCUGUGACUGGCGGGCUGGUUGCGUCUGUCCCCCGGGGUGGACGGGAACCAGGUGUCAGGCAACCUGCCCGAACGGAACCUUCGGCGAGCGGUGCCUGAAGAAGUGCCGCUGCCGAAACGGUGCGAGCUGUAGCCCUAGCGACGGCAAGUGUACCUGCACGGCAGGCUGGUACGGACUGUGGUGUGACGUACCCUGUCCGAGAUACAGGCACGGCCUGGGAUGCCGAUUGACCUGCACCUGUAAGAACAACGCCACCUGCGACAACGUGGACGGCAGCUGCACGUGCGUGGCGCACUGGACAGGGAAGAACUGUGACGAAAAGCAAGCAGAGCCACUACUAGAGAGCCUUGUGCCAAUCGGAUCCAUGAUCGUACUGGCCGGUUGUGUAGCGACAAUAAUAAUGCUGUACAAAAGGAAACAGGUGUGCGGCAGGGAGCCCGAUAGAGAUGGAGAGACCGAAGCUCUACUGCAGCUGGAGCAGGUUUGUUGGUUUGUUUGUUCAUCAAGGAGACUCCAUUAGUGCUGAAAUACAUCCACUACUCUUC